CCUACUCUUCCCGGCAUGGGGGCUUGGGAAGAAGACGAUGGGUGUGUCGCAUAGACGUCGUCAUCGUCUUGCCGUCCUUCCCCGUUCUGUGAUUGGUUCCCCAUCUCAGGCGAAAAUCGGAUCCAUGGAAUCUAGGCUGCCUCGCAGUGCGAAAGGAAAUCGCGCGCAAAGCUGGCUGGCUGAAAUUUGAGAGGGGUUUCUGGGAGUGUCAAUGAAACAUGUCGUGUAGGCUGUGGAAAGAGACCCUGGCCCUGUCAGAGGACUACCUGUUGUCCUGCAUUGCAAGCACAGGCACAGCCCCGCCGCCUCCCAGCGAGUCAGCCGCGGCCAUGAGGGGACUGGCCCAGGACAUGGAGCGGCAGCACUACGCUCGCUUCCAGGCUCUGGCCCAGAGCUUCCUGGCCCAGUGCGAGGCCGACGCAUGCGCCGGCCUCCGCAAGGUGAUGGAGGAGCUGGUGGGAGACGGACAGUUGAACUGGGGGAGGGUAGUGUCCCUCUUCACCUUUACCGGGGUGCUGGCCAGACAACUGCAGGAGAAGAAGGGGGUACAACUGGGGCAGGACCCCGGGACGGGCAGGGCACUGGGACAGGUUCCCGGCGGGAGCUGCAGGGGGCUGGCGGAGACGAUAGCGGACUACCUAGGGGAGGAGAAGAGGGACUGGCUGCUGGAGAACGGGGGCUGGGAAGGGUUUUGUAAGUUCUCCAGCAUCGCCCGAGAGGUGAACCAAGAGUCUUCGAUGAAGACGGCGCUGUUCGCGGCCGCCGGGGUGGGCAUCGCAGGCCUGACGUUCCUUUUGGUGCGCUAGCCGGCGUUCCCGUCUGAAACCACAUGGUAGAGUUCAUAUCACACAGUUAGGGAGACAUGUCACCAAUUUGUUCUUUGACAUCCAGGGUUUGGGGUUCUGAGCCUAGUCCACUGACCUUGGGGCUUAAACCCCCCUGUCAAGCUUCAGCGGCCUGGUGUCUUUAGCUCCUAAUGAUUGUAAUAAAAGAUCUUGAUGCCUUCAGAAAGGAUAGGGUAAACACUCGGUUUGCAGAUCCCCUGACAAGUUAGUUUUUAAAGUGCGGGUUUCUGCAGGAGGUUGCUCUUAAAGUUUGUAUUUUUGGCUGUGCAGCUACUGGGCUUUACAUUUCAGUUUUCAGAAACAUCGCCAGUUUUGUCCUAAUUUUGUGUUUGCUGCAUUUUUUUCCCUUGUGGUUUAGACCCAUUCAAGUGUACAACGUAUAAAUUAAUAUAUUAUAUUUAUAUAAAAUAAAACUUAACUGGCCGUUUUCGGAUCUGACAGAUUCCAUUGUUUUCUAAUUCGUAGUAUAUUGUGGACUCUUAUCAAAUCUGGGGUUUUGUUGGUUGCCACAUUUUUCCGAAUAUCUCCAGUGUGGACAAACAAGCCGUUGGUGCUAAAAUAUACAUUCUUUCUCGAAAAACCAGGGACCAAUCUCCAAUUGAAACCAUGUAACCCAAAUUCAGUGGCUUUGGAAAAUCCUCUACAGCAUUUCUGAAACAUAUUUUUUCAUUCUUUUCUUUCUAUUUAUUUUUCACUCUGAUUUAUAAUUUUCUUUUUUUAAUAAAACAAUAAAUUGAUAAACAAAUCAAAACCGAGUCAUGGUGAUUAAAGAACCGACGCCGUCGGCGGGUCUGAGUCUACGCGGGCAGGUGCUGUUUCGUUUCAACUGCUGGUAUGUUGACAUCAAUGCUGCAAUAAUAAAGCAAGCCGUCCAGCGUGGGCCUGUCGGGGCAGGCCUACAGCUCAGGGGACUCUCGCAGGCUCGCAAUCCUCCAGCAGCCUGGCUGCUCGUCAAGCAGAAACGCCUGCCUUUUUUUUUUACUUUUAAUUUGUUAUCUAUUUAUUAACCAGAUGAGACUCGUCAAGAGUCAAAUCUUUUUGCAAGAAUCUCCUUGCAGCUAUGGGGCAUCAAACGAUGCAUCAGGGUUACAGUCUACAGAGAAUAUUGCAGGAAAGGACUGUCCUAUACAAGCAUACAGGAUCUCUGCUUUCGGCAUAAAACCUCCGCCCCUAACACAUUUUGAGUGUUCAAUGACUUUCCUGGGAUGGGGACUUCCCUGGGACUUUGUUAGGGGGGAUGUACUUCCUUAUUUGACUAUCAAAUGUAUAAUCUCCCUGGUGUGUGUGUAUAUAUUGUUUUUAGUGUGCAAAGGGAGUGCAAUACAAAUAUCUAGAUGUUAGGCCUCUUCCAUCAGCCUUGAGCAAACAUUAGACAGAGACGACACAACAGCGCCCACUAGUGCUGUUGCUGAAUUACUGGAUUUCCUUAAACGACCAAAGACGACUUUAGCUUUCGGAUGGUAUUAGAUGGUGGAGGGUGGACUACCCUAUCCCAAGCCAAGUUGUUCUUGGGUCAAAGGUAUAUGGUUUUUAACCGGACACAACUUUUCCUACUAAGUGCUUGACAGAACAAGAGAUGUAAGCCCCUAAAAAUUGUUAGUGCUUGGCACUUGGUUAUAUGAACAUCCUUACUGUACAGACAGUCACCCACUGUUUCUCUUUCUUCUGAAAAAUGUACUAAUUGUAAGUCACUUUGGAUAAAAGCGUCUGCUAAAUGGCCUAAAUGUAAAUAUACCAUAUGGCUUAAUGUAAGAAAACCGGGUUGGAGGCAUGGAGUUAUCUGUCAUCUGCAAUAGUUUGAAGAGUAAUUUGACAUAUGUAUAUGCAUAGGCCCACUGGUAUGCGAAUAUACGCAAUACUUAUUCAAUGGAUGCAUGGGUCAUUCUGUGUUUGUUUUCUAAUCAGAGAAGUCGAAAGAGCCCCAAUGUAUACGUUGAUAUGCUUGCAGCUGUGGUUUUUCGGCAGUUAUGGGUAAAUAGAGCAUUGACAAGAGACGGGAGACAAAACAGAGUGCUUCCCUAGGGAGUGGUUAAACAAGGUCCCACCUGGCUUGAAUUAUGUACACAACAUCAUUUUAAGUGUGAACCUUCAUGUCCUUGGUCUGUACUCCUAGCCAAAAUUUGCUCAAGUUUUAUAUUGAAAUA
Gadus chalcogrammus (walleye pollock) is the source of this 2989-nucleotide messenger RNA. It is a transcript of the gene bcl2l10, whose product is annotated as BCL2 like 10. NCBI's taxonomy places the organism in Eukaryota, Metazoa, Chordata, Actinopteri, Gadiformes, Gadidae. Gene Ontology annotation, cellular component: mitochondrial outer membrane. Gene Ontology annotation, molecular function: protein homodimerization activity; protein heterodimerization activity. The transcript has 3 exons. Gene Ontology annotation, biological process: extrinsic apoptotic signaling pathway in absence of ligand; regulation of apoptotic process; intrinsic apoptotic signaling pathway in response to DNA damage. The record is from RefSeq and is a predicted model, not a curated record. The coding region runs from base 219 to 806 and encodes 195 amino acids.